Messenger RNA from Drosophila eugracilis, 2526 nucleotides. It is a transcript of the gene hay, whose product is annotated as general transcription and DNA repair factor IIH helicase subunit XPB. Gene Ontology annotation, molecular function: 3'-5' DNA helicase activity; DNA binding; hydrolase activity. The record is from RefSeq and is a predicted model, not a curated record. Bases 69 to 2477 code for a protein of 802 amino acids. The transcript is spliced from 3 exons. Gene Ontology annotation, biological process: transcription initiation at RNA polymerase II promoter; nucleotide-excision repair. Gene Ontology annotation, cellular component: transcription factor TFIIH holo complex; transcription preinitiation complex; nucleotide-excision repair factor 3 complex. NCBI's taxonomy places the organism in Eukaryota, Metazoa, Arthropoda, Insecta, Diptera, Drosophilidae.
CGGUAUAUUGCUAUUUUUCUAUUUGCUUCGCGGAUUUAUUGUGAAGUUAUUGUUGGUUUUUUGUUUAAAUGGGGCCGCCAAAAAAAUCAAAAAAGGAUCGCAGCGGUGGAGAAAAGUUUGCCAAAAAGCGGCGUGCCGAAGAUGAGGCUUUCACCCAACUAGUGGACGACAAUGACAGUUUGGAUACCACAGAAUCCGAUGGUGUUCCGGGGGCAGCAUCGAAAAAUGCAGAAACCAACGAUGAACAUGUAAAUACUGAUGAAUAUGGGGCGAAGGAUUACCGGGCACAGAUGCAACUUCGUCCAGAUCACGGCAACCGUCCUCUUUGGGUUGCUCCCAAUGGUCACGUCUUUCUGGAAUCAUUCUCACCCGUUUACAAACAUGCCCAUGACUUCCUUAUCGCCAUAUCAGAGCCCGUAUGCCGACCCGAACAUAUCCAUGAAUAUAAACUCACAGCCUACAGUUUAUAUGCCGCAGUUUCGGUGGGUCUGCAAACUCAUGACAUUGUGGAAUAUCUUAAAAGAUUGAGUAAAACCAGCAUACCCGAAGGUAUCCUGGAGUUUAUAAGACUCUGCACCCUAUCCUACGGCAAGGUCAAGCUGGUCUUGAAGCAUAAUAAGUAUUUUAUUGAGUCACCGCAUCCCGAGGUACUGCAGAAGUUACUUAAGGAUCCGGUAAUUCAAAAAUGCAGACUGAUACGCAGCGAAGGAGAGGAUUUCAUCCAAGGCUCAUUAGAUGGCAAGGCCAUAACUCAAUUUGGUGCAAAGGUGCCUCCAGGAGCUAAAGACAAGCCGGCAGAGGAUCCUGCAGCCUCCGGAGGAGCCGCUACAGCUGCAGAUGGUACAACCGCAGUUCCAGAGGAUAUCACAGACUUCUACGAGAAGAUCGACAAGGAGGAGGAAGACGAGGAUGAGGCCAAUCUAAAGACAGUAUCUUUUGAAGUUGCCCAGGAGAAGAUCGAGGUGAUCCAGAAGCGUUGCAUAGAAAUUGAGCAUCCUCUGCUAGCUGAAUAUGACUUCCGCAAUGAUACUAACAACCCAGACAUCAAUAUCGACCUUAAACCCGCUGCCGUUUUGCGCCCAUAUCAAGAGAAGAGUCUGCGCAAGAUGUUUGGCAAUGGAAGAGCCCGCUCGGGGGUUAUUGUACUCCCAUGUGGAGCUGGAAAAUCCCUGGUGGGAGUCACAGCAUGCUGCACUGUGCGAAAAAGGGCGCUAGUCCUUUGUAACAGUGGUGUAUCUGUGGAGCAGUGGAAACAGCAGUUCAAGAUGUGGUCCACAGCCGACGAUAGCAUGAUUUGCCGGUUCACUUCUGAGGCAAAAGAUAAACCCAUGGGUUGUGGAAUUUUAGUGACCACAUACUCCAUGAUAACGCACACACAAAAGAGAUCCUGGGAAGCCGAGCAGACAAUGCGCUGGCUCCAGGAACAGGAGUGGGGCAUCAUGGUACUAGACGAGGUACACACAAUCCCAGCUAAAAUGUUCCGUCGUGUGCUCACUAUUGUUCAAUCCCACUGCAAGCUGGGAUUGACGGCUACACUUCUUCGUGAAGAUGACAAGAUUGCGGAUCUCAACUUCCUCAUUGGACCCAAGCUAUACGAAGCUAACUGGUUGGAGCUGCAGAAGAAGGGAUACAUUGCACGAGUCCAGUGCGCUGAGGUAUGGUGCCCUAUGUCGCCGGAAUUCUACCGCGAGUACCUGACCACCAAGACCUCCAAGAAAAUGCUCCUCUAUGUAAUGAAUCCUUCCAAGUUCCGCAGCUGCCAAUUUCUGAUUAAAUAUCAUGAGCAACGAGGUGAUAAAACUAUUGUCUUCUCGGAUAAUGUGUUUGCGCUCAAACAUUAUGCCAUUAAGAUGAACAAGCCAUUUAUCUAUGGUCCUACCUCGCAGAACGAGCGUAUUCAGAUCCUACAAAACUUUAAAUUUAACUCUAAGGUCAAUACAAUUUUCGUGUCCAAAGUGGCUGACACCAGUUUUGAUUUGCCCGAAGCCAAUGUGCUCAUUCAGAUCUCAUCGCAUGGAGGUUCUCGUCGUCAAGAGGCCCAGCGUCUUGGUCGUAUUCUACGUGCCAAGAAGGGUGCCAUUGCCGAGGAAUACAAUGCCUUCUUCUACACCCUCGUCUCGCAGGACACCAUGGAGAUGAGCUACUCCCGCAAGCGACAGCGGUUUCUUGUGAAUCAGGGCUAUAGCUACAAGGUCAUUACGCAUCUUAAGGGUAUGGCUACGGACUCUGAUUUGAUGUAUGGCACUCAGGAGGAGCAGGGCCAACUACUCCAGUUGGUCUUGUCUGCCUCCGAUUUGGAUUGUGAGGAUGAAAAGCUGCCGGGCGAGCCGGGCUUCCGACCAGGUGGUUCUGGCGGUACCGUGAGACGAGCCGGCGGAUUGAGCUCUAUGUCGGGCGGGGAUGAUGCCAUUUACUACGAACAUCGCCGCAAGAAUGUGGGAAACGUUCAUCCGCUGUUCAAGAAGUUCAGAGGGUAGACUUAAGAAUGUAAACAGCUGUGAAGAAUGAAUAAAAUUCUGAAAGAAA